This is a messenger RNA of Durusdinium trenchii, 672 nucleotides long. Lineage: Eukaryota; Dinophyceae; Suessiales; Symbiodiniaceae. The record is from the annotation of a GenBank genome assembly.
GGAGCCUUUGCUGGCACGCAUCCACCAAGACCGCAAGCGCGUGGUAGUGCCCAAUAUCGUGGCCAUCGACAUCAAUGAGUUGGACUUCAUUGGUGGCUCCGCAUGGCCACCGGUGCGGGGCAUCUUCAAUUGGCGCUUGACCUUCAUUGGUGCCGCGGCUGACAUGGACCUGGACAUCUUGGAGAAGGACGUGGGCAGCAAGGCCUCCGUCUGGCGCUCCCCGGUCAUGCCGGGCGGGCUCUUCGCCAUGGACCGAGAGUAUUAUUGGGAGCUUGGGGGCUAUGACCCGGAGAUCCGCUACUAUGGUGCCGAGCAUGUAGAGAUGUCCUUCCGCAUCUGGAUGUGUGGCGGUACGCUGGAGGUCAUGCCAUGCUCCAAUAUCGGCCACAUUUAUCGCGAGUUCGACCGCUUUGGGGUCGAUCGCCAGCUGAAGAGUGACAUCGGGAAGAUCCUGGACCGCAACGACGCCCGUGUGGCGGAGGUCUGGAUGGAUGAUUACAAGGAGCUGAAAAAGUAUGUUAAAAGUCCAACAAAGAUCACAAAGACGACAAAUGUUCUUCAAGUAUCGGAAGCUCAAGAAGCAGGACCUGGGGCCGGGGCUGGAGAAGCGCGAGCAGCUGAAGGACAAGUUGCAAUGCAAAUCCUUCUCUUGGUUCUUAAAAGAAGUUUGUC